Molecule: messenger RNA, 1365 nt
Organism: Sesamum indicum (sesame)
Lineage: Eukaryota; Viridiplantae; Streptophyta; Magnoliopsida; Lamiales; Pedaliaceae
Product: peroxidase 27
Biological process (GO): response to oxidative stress; hydrogen peroxide catabolic process
Molecular function (GO): heme binding; peroxidase activity
Source: RefSeq, a predicted model, not a curated record
UCUCCUGGGAAACAAACCAAAAGUCAUACAUUACAUACAUCAAUCUUUGUAAGAACAAACAUUAUAUUAUGGCAAUUGCAAAGCUUCUUUUGGUUUGCUCUCUGCUCUUCUUCAUUCAUCAUCAGGCAAAUGCACAGAACCUGCGGACGAAUUUCUACAACAAGACGUGUCCGUCUUUGGAGUCCGUCGUGAAGAAGACGACGGCGCAGUUCAUUUCUCGUGCACCUUCGCUUGCUGCUGCACUGCUGAGAAUGCAUUUCCAUGAUUGUUUCGUCAGGGGUUGUGACGGGUCCGUGCUUCUAAACUCUACGACAAGUAACUCAGCUGAGAAGGAUGCAUUCCCGAACCAAAGCCUGAGAGGGUUCCAAGUUAUUGAUGCUGUAAAAGCUGCAGUGGAGAAGACGUGUCCUGGAAGAGUCUCUUGUGCUGAUAUUCUGGCUUUGGUUGCCAGAGAUGCAGUGUCACAGAUAAAUGGACCGUCUUGGGCGGUUCCCUUGGGACGACGAGAUGGAAAUGUGUCGACAGCCAAUGAGGCUUUGGCCAAUCUGCCGCCUCCCAACUUCAACAUCACUCAGCUGAUAGCAUCAUUCGCUGCAAAGGGUUUAACCGUUAAGGAUCUCGUGGUCUUGUCAGGAGGUCAUACGAUCGGCGUCUCCCAUUGCUCUAGCUUCACGAACCGCCUGUACAACUUCACAGGCAGGAACGAUACGGACCCAAGCAUGGAUCCCAACUAUGUAGCCGCAUUGAGGAGGAGAUGCCCGCCGGCUGACACGACUACCAUCGUGCAGAUGGACCCCGGCAGCUUCAAGAACUUCGACACUGAUUAUUACACACUUGUAAGGAAGAGAAGGGGACUUCUCCAGACAGAUGCAGCUCUUCUCAACAACAAUGUGACAAGUGCUUAUGUACAGUUGCAUUCAAGUUCAUCAGGGGACUCCAGUUUCUUUAAGGACUUUGCUGAAUCGAUGGUGAAAAUGGGGCAGAUUGGAGUGUUGACUGGCAGUGCAGGUCAAAUCAGGAGGAUUUGUUCAGCUAUUAAUUAAAAAGUUCAUUUUCUUGUCAUAUAUGUUCAUAUUUCUCUAUGUGAAAGUGCGGGAAAUUCUAGUUUGAAUCGGACGUUGAUUCAACUCAAGACGGUUGUGUGAUCGAGCAAAUAGUAGUUGCAUGCUUGUAACAGUAUUUGUCGUGUGAUUAGUUGGGUCUAACCAGAUCCAAUCUGAGGGGAGAAAAAAAUCAUGUAAGGUGCUUUUAUGUAUUCGUUUCCGCAUUUGUGUCGUGUAAUUUGAUCCAUUCUUUGGCGCAAUUGUAAGUGAAUAAAAUCCUUGUUUUUUCUUAAAUUUAUGUAAUAAAACAUGUUUUCUAUCA